UUGUGGUAUCAUCCUUACUACCUACUAGUAUACUCAAUCUCCAAUUUAACUAUGAAUUCAAAUAUCUGUCUUAAUUAUAACUAGUAUAUUAUCAAUUAACAACAGUGAAUUUGAUUGUUUAUCAUUAGUUUCAUCUAGGGACUUUAUUAUUUUUUUAAUAAACAUCUUUCUCUGUGAUUCUUCAAUACUUUUUACGUGAAUUGAAACAUCAUUUCUGCUAAAACUAUUUUAUCUGUUGGGUUGUGCAUCAUGUGACUACGGAUCUCUUGAAAAUUAUACACAUGUGGGUGAAGUUUUACUUCGUUAAUGCAUUGAUUUUAGAUCCCUCGUGGGAAGGAUAAAUAUCGAGGGAAGGAUGCUACAAUUGUGGACGAAAGCAAUACGAUGAUGUGGAUAACUUGGCCACGAACCAGACGAAAGUGGCGUGAUCCUGGUGGACAAUGGACAAAUAUCAUUAGGAUCAUUUAUUUAGUUAUUUUAGCAGAUCAGAUGGUGCUACGAGAAGCUAAAGGUACUCAGUGUCCACCACCUGAGACAAUACCAGGAUGUCCAUGUUAUAAUUUUGAAGAUGGACUUUUCCUUGAAUGUGCUGGUGCUACUGAAGAUUCUUUGAGGCUUGCAUUAAGUGGAGUUCUUAGUGUUGCUGGCUCCGAAGAAGCAGUGGUGCAGUCAUUGAGCAUCUACGAGCUGGAUCGUAAAAUAGAGGAGCUCAAGGCAACAGUAUUUCCUUCUGGAACACAGAUACGACAUCUACAAAUAUCCCACUCAAGUAUUCGUGAAAUAAAUGAGGAUGCAUUCGUGAAACUCAGCCAAAGUCUUGAAUCACUUGGUCUCGUAUCUGGACGACUUCAACAAGUGCCACAGAAAGCUCUUGCUGUGCUAACCCAUCUUAAUGCACUAGAUCUCGAAGUCAAUCACAUUCACGAGCUCCCUAGUUACAGUUUUUUUGGCCUAUCUUUGAUCAAGCUAAACCUCAAGGGUAAUCAAAUAAGCAAGAUAUCAGAGUAUGCAUUCGCUGGACUAGAAGCUACUCUCACUGAUCUUGAUUUAGCUGAAAAUAAAAUUAGGAUAUUCCCAAUGACAGCACUCAGGAGAUUAGAACGUCUAACAUCAUUGCGGUUAGCUUGGAAUGAAGUAUCUCAAUUACCUGAAGAUGGAUACUCACGUCUAGAUGCGCUCAAUUUUUUGGAUUUAAGCAGUAAUAACUUUGAAAAAAUUCCAUUAAAUUGCUUUCGUUGUAGUCCAGCAUUGAAGACUCUUUCCCUUUACUACAAUGCUAUUGAAUCAGUGGAUCCAGAUGCUUUUAUUUCACUGACUCACCUUGAAUCCAUUGACUUGAGUCAUAAUAAAAUCGUCUUUUUAGACAUUGCCAUAUUCCGUGCCAAUAAGAAACUAAGAUCAAUUGAUCUUAGUCAUAAUCAUAUACAUUAUAUAAAAGGAGUUUUUGCAAAUUUGCCUGAACUAAAAGAAUUAUUUCUAGCAGAAAAUAAUAUUCUUGAAAUACCAGCUGAUACUUUUUCUGGAAGUAUUAGCCUUUCAGUUGUGUAUCUACAACAGAAUGCUAUUAGACGAAUAGACUCACGUGGUCUAGCUACUCUUAGCCAGUUGGCCCAACUUCAUCUUAGUGGGAAUUACAUCUCCAAGGUGCCUCGUGAUUUUCUUGAGCAUUGCGAAAACCUUUCAACUCUUUCAUUGGACGGUAAUAACAUUCGCGAACUCGAGGUGGGUACUUUUGCCAAAGCGAAACAACUGAGAGAGCUACGUUUGCAGGACAAUCAAAUUACUGAGGUUCGACGAGGCGUGUUUGCGCCUCUACCUUCACUUCUGGAAUUACAUCUCCAGAAUAAUGCAAUCACAGACAUGGAGACGGGAGCUCUGAGAUCACUUCACAGCUUGCAGCAUGUCAAUUUACAAGGCAACUUAUUAGCAGUUCUCGGGGAUGUGUUUCAAGUAUCAAGUGAUGUGGGACAAAAUGGAGGAGUUGGUGGAAGUUCUCUUGUUUCCAUUCAAUUGGACAAUAAUGGACUUGGUGUACUUCAUAAUGAUUCAUUGCGCGGCCAAGCAUCAGUCAGGAUCAUGUGGUUAGGUCAUAACAGAUUAACUAGACUUCAAGCGCCGCUAUUUCGUGAUUUACUUCUCGUUGAAAGACUAUAUCUCACGAACAAUUCUAUUUCACGCAUUGAAGACACUGCAUUUCAGCCAAUGCAAGCACUUAAAUUUCUCGAGUUGAGCAUGAAUCGAUUAAGUCAUGUCACAGUAAAGACCUUUUCUGAAUUACAUGAGCUUGAGGAACUCUACCUACAGGAUAAUGGUCUAAGGCGUUUUGAUCCUUAUGCUCUUACAGCCCUCAAGCGUCUUCGCAUUCUCGACCUGGCAAAUAAUCACUUGAAUAUUCUCCAUAAUACUAUCUUUCAAGAAGGACUACCUAUACGGACAUUGAACUUGAGAAAUUGUACAGUUAGUGUGAUUGAACAAGGAGCAUUCAGAGGACUUAAUAAUCUUUAUGAGCUUAAUUUAGAAUAUAACCACUUAACAGCUACUGCAUUAGACCGUCUUGAUAUUCCAGGAUUACGAGUGCUCCGUAUUUCCAACAAUAAUUUUAGCCAAAUUAAUAGUGAGUCGCUUGAUGGUUUGCCAUCACUCCAACAAUUAUCUAUGGAGUCAGCUCAAAUACAUCGAAUUCCUGGUGAUAUUUUCUCGAAAAAUAAAAAUCUUAUAAAAUUACUUCUUGGAAAUAAUUUAUUACGCUCACUUCCCGGGAUAUUAUUUUUGGGUUUGGAAUCUUUACGAGAAGUCAAACUUGAUGGUAAUCGUUUUCAAGACAUACCUUAUGAAGUAUUUAUCAAUGCAACUUCUAUCGAAUUUCUGUCAUUGGCGAACAAUGUUGUAUUACAUGUCGACGUUUCAAGACUAAGUGGAUUGACAAAUCUUCGUGAAUUAGAUCUUCGUGGAAACUUUAUAAUGUCUUUAUCAGGAUUUGCAGCAGCCAACUUCUCUAAAUUAUUAUCCAUCGAUCUCAGUUACAAUCAUCUCACUGCCCUCCCUGCUAACUUCUUCGCUCAUGCUACUCAACUGCGCAAGGUUGAAUUAGCGGGAAACAAAUUUCGCCAAAUACCCAGUGUAGCAUUAUCUGCUCAAAAUAUUCCAAGUCUCGGAUGGUUGAACAUGACUGCCAAUCCACUAACAAGAAUCCACGAAUUUAGUUCAGAGGCAAGGUAUCCAUCUCUCCAAGAGAUUCAUAUAUCUGGUACAAAUUUGACUAUUGUCACAAGUCAAGAUUUUGAAGCUUUUCCAGCUCUUUUACAUCUCUUCAUGGGCAGAAAUUUAAUAUCACGUAUAUCACCAAGUGCAUUUCGUGGAUUACCAAAAUUGUUAACACUUGAUCUAAGUGCCAAUGCACUAGAGCUAGUGCCACAAGAAAGAAUGAAGGGAUUAGAACAUUUGAAACUUUUGAAUCUUACACACAAUCGUUUGAAAGAGUUGGAAGAUUUCCCAAUGGACUUAAAGUCUCUUCAGAUACUUGACCUUUCGUACAAUCAAAUAAGCACGAUAGGAAAAAAUACAUUUCAGUACCUGGGCAAUCUAGCUGAGCUUCACCUUUACGACAACAAGAUAUCGUCCAUAUCACCAGAUGCAUUCAAGCCUCUCAAGAAACUUCGUAUACUCGAUCUUAGUCGGAAUUAUUUGGCGAACUUGCCAUUGAAUGCAUUUCGUCCCCUAGAGACACAAAUUCGAAGUCUUCGAGCAGAAGAGAAUCCUCUUCACUGCGGUUGUGAAUCUCAGGAGCUCUGGGAAUGGCUAAGAGACCACCAGAAACUUGUUGGUGGUGGUGUUGGACGUCAUAGAAGCAGUGGGAUGGGAGUCAAUGAUGUAGAGGGUGGACUAUUGCGGUGUGAGCAACCCCCUGAGCUUCGUGGUCUCGUUUUCCUAGAUCUCGACCCUCAUGCCUUUUGUUCAACACCGCUUGUUCUAAAGCUGGCUAUUCACGAUAUCCAACCGUUCUCCAUGCUUGUAUCUUGGCAAAGCCGCAAUCAUAGCGGGGUACAUGGUUAUAAAGUCGCUUAUAAAACUCUAGACAACCCUGAAGAGGCACUAGGAUGGAUAUUGGGUCCAAAUGCUCGAUCGUUGAGGCUCACCAAGUUAUUUUCCAAUACGAGAUACUUGAUUUGCGUAGUGGGUUUGGGAAAUUGGCUGACAAGUGUUGAGGAGAGUAACGUAAUCAACCAAUUGAAUGCGUCGCGGGACGACGUAUACGAAGCAACAUCAUUACCUGAGAUGGUAGACUCAGCGACAAGUAGAUGUGCUGAAGCGAAGACACUUGAAGUACCAAAUGCAAUAGUUGUUAGUAGUGAUGGUGCUCCCAUGAGUGAUGCUAGCGGUGUAACAAAUAUUCUCACAAGGAGAUUAGGCCUAAUUGUUGGCUGUUGUAUGGGUUUUGUUGUUUUCAUACUCCUCGUUUCCGUUCUUGGCUAUUUAAAAGUCAAGAAACAGAGAGAGGCGGUGAAACGCGAUCAACAGCCUGUGCCUCCAGAAUAUAUAUCUUAUCGACACUUUAGCAUCCAAAGUGGUGAGGCCGGUAAUGCAGCACGAGCUGCUGCUAAUCAAGAAGCUCAACAUCAAGGUUUUAUUAACAACGUGCAGGGUAGUACGAACCUUAAUGUAUAGCGUCAAGUUAGUGGUUCUGGUGGUGACACGGCCAGCGCGAUCACGAACGUUUAAUUCACCAGAACCUCUAUUAUAUACGCUGGAAAAUCACGUUGCCCUCCACUUCCUUCUUUGGACAAUACAUGUGUAAAAUGAUUAUCAUAUUAGACUCUGUGCAAAUAAAACAAACACCUUAAGUGUGUGUCUAUCUAUUUGUGAAUUAUUUAAUCUAUUCACAAAUAUAUUAUUUGUUUAAGAGAAAUAAAAACGAUAAAUUCAUUAUUGUGAUUAUAAAGUGAAAGAAGAUAGGAGAAAAUUGAACUUAAAAAUUUUUUUAGAAAUUUUUUACAUAUAUUUUAAGUGCUAAAACUCGUCAGAGUUGAUAAUUUAGAAAUGGUAAUUAUUUAU
Messenger RNA from Chelonus insularis, 5052 nucleotides. RefSeq names its product protein artichoke-like. Bases 385 to 4665 code for a protein of 1426 amino acids. The record is from RefSeq and is a predicted model, not a curated record. Gene Ontology annotation, molecular function: protein binding. The transcript is spliced from 5 exons. Lineage: Eukaryota; Metazoa; Arthropoda; Insecta; Hymenoptera; Braconidae.